GCCUGGCACUUGACCCAGAACUGCACUUUAACCGUGUGUGACUGAGAACUUGACUGCGGUGCUUCACACGAAGAGGAAGAAAGAAGAGGCAGUGGAUAUGAUGACAGUGCAUACGAUGGCACCGCGCUAAAUGUCAUAUCUACUUGCAUCUUAGACGAUGUCUUCCGCUGGUGCCCAGCGUCUCCAAGGCGCGUCCUCCCGGGGGGGCGGACGACAGCCGAGACGGAUCCGUGUCUAUGACUGCCGCUCCGGAGAUAAACCGAGUUCCUCCGGGCCCCUGCUCGAAACAAGUGGCUUGGACUUCAAUCACUUUCUUCAAAUCCUGCACGAGGCAAUGAUUCCUAACUUUACUUUGGGUCUGGGCUCAGUUUUCAUGAAAUUUGCAAUCCAUUCACAUGAAACAUUUGUGCUGGUCACAACUGAUAGAAAACCCCUGGAUCUGGACAGAUUUGCGGAGCUUCAGAAUGGCAGUACCCUCUACUUGCUGCGACGGAAGGACCAAGCUCUGCAAUUGGCAAUGGAAGAGCACAUUACAUUUACACCACAUUAUGAUACAUUGAUCCGGAGUGGCCUUCAUGAGUACUAUGCCAGUGAGGGCCAGAAGCCAUUACCCUAUGCACUUGCUGAGCUGAUCGACAAUGCUCUGUGGGCCACAGCUAAAAACACAGGAACGAGAACAAUAGAGUUACGAAUGCUUUUUGAUGAAAGUCUUGGGAAACCUGCCAUCGUUGUCUUAGAUAACGGCUGCGGGAUGACCUUGAAGCAGCUUAAUAACUGGGCAGUGUUCAGACACUCUAAAUUUACCAGGGCAAACAGCACAUGUGAAAGUCAGAAAGAUGGGUAUGUUCGGCCUGAUCCUGUCCCUCGUAGUCUCAACAGUGACAUAUCCUACUUUGGAGUUGGAGGAAAACAGGCUGUUUUCUACAUCGGAGACUCAACAAGGAUGAUCAGCAAACCAGUAGGCUCCCCAGAUGUUCAUGAACUGGUUUUGUCAAAAGAGGAUUUUGAGAGAAAAGAAAGAAACAAAGAGGAUAUUUACAGUGGGGUCAUCAGAAACAGGAAGCCCGGUGACUCUUCACAUGUGAAUAAAGACAAUGAGCGCUUCCUCCAUGCUUUAAUCGCUGAGGAAUCUGGGAAGGAAAGCUUCACCGCUGUGGUCAUUACAGGAAUUGGACCUCAGCAUAUAACCUUUUUGAAACAAGAUUUCGAAAUGUGGACCAGAGAGCUAGCUCACACAUAUCACUAUUACAUCCAUGGACUCAAUGGAAAUGACAUGAAAAGCAGCUUUUCAAACUCUGAUCAACUCCCUAAAAUUGACAUUCAGGUCACCUUGCUGGAAAAGCAUCCCAGAUCUCCCCGUGUGAUGAAUCUAAGGGAAGUUGAUAAUGAUAUGCAGACUCUGUACAUAAAUGCUGCUGCAGACAAGUUUGAGUUCAAGGCCACCACUGGACUAGACACUGGCACAGUGGAGGGAGUCAUUCGUUAUCACCCCUUCCUUUAUGACAAGGAGACCUACCCUGAAGACCCGUACGCUGUGCAAGAACCUUGCAAUGAAGAUGAUGACUCGGAUGAGUCUGGGAUCCGGCAUCAGGCAAGAGGAAAGAGGCCAAUCUUUGAGUGUUUCUGGAAUGGACGACUCAUACCCUACACCACAGUAUCUGAGUUUGAUUGGUGUGCCUGGCCUGGUACAACAUCAAAAAUCCCUGAAGAGUGUUACAGUCGUUUUUCAGGAGUGCUUUUCACUGAUGACAAAUUUCAGGUCAGCACGAACAAGCUCACCUUCAUGGAUUUGGAGCAGAGAGUGAGGAGCAAGGAAACUAUCUUCACACGUGUUGUUAAUGGAAAGGAACAAAGAAUUACCCACAAGAACAUGUUCUUCAGCUGGCUAAAAAACUGUCACGAGAAGUUGGACAAGCAAGUUAAAUUCCUUGGCUUCAAGGAGAUCGUAAAACGAGAUGAUGUGACCAGUAAGAAAAUGCAGCAUCCCUGGGCGACGUUCUCCUCCAUCGAAUGGGACGGCAAUAUAUACAAAACAGGCCAACUUGUGAAGUCUCAGAAAACAAUUCCGAUUCUGCAUGGUACCGUGGUCCAGUUUCUGCUAUAUGGAGAUCAUGACAAAGAUGUCUUUGCCACAGGAGGCCAGGUUGAAGUUUGUCUGGAACCCAAAGCGCUCUACAACAAGAACAAGAUCAUACCCAUUUCUAAGAUCAACAGGAUUGUCAAGGAAGAAGCCAUCAAGAUAAACAUUGAACGUGACCUCAACAAGCUUCCGCAUAAGCUAAAAGUGGACUGGCCAGAUGGUAACCCAUGGCCAGAGAAUGGUGUUCGUCCGGCUGGGACUCCGUUAGGGGCACUCAAAGUCGAAAUUUUGACUAAGAAUGGAGUUUCAAUAUGGACGAUUCCCACAUUGGUCCAUGCGACAGUGAACAAACUGAGUGUCAAGCUCUCAAUAAAAAAAACCGGUCUUGGGAAUGAUGAAGAGGUUGUCAGUUUUGUUGCCCAGCAUACAACAAAGUGGCAUUUCUUUUUCAGAAAAAUGGAGACUCUGACUGACCCAGGGAGUUAUACACUGCUUCUGGAGACCAUGAUAACUGAAAGUGGUGCCACCACCUUUGGAGACGAAAAUCUCCCAAGCUACGAACUCAAGUUCACCAUCACAGCGGGCAGUGCUGAGGGCUUUGAAAUGGAUGGAGUGAGCUCCACUCUUCACGUCGGGGUGCCAUUUGAUAUUCCUCUUCAUCUAAAAGAUUGUUAUGGAAACGCAAUACUGUCUGUUCCCAGUCUCCUACCUGUCCUCAAAUGCAGUGACCUCGAUCUGAGUUAUGAGACAGUGGACAGCAGUGGGAGCAAGUUCAUCAUCAAAGGUGUCAAAGCAAGAGGAAAAGUCCUGAAUUACCAACAGUCCAAGACAUAUGACCUGAAAGUGACCCUGCCUGGCCUGAAAAAAGACACACAGACUUUCAAAGUCAGUGUUCUCCCUGGUAAUCCACAUUCAAUCCAUGUGAUGACAGAAGAAAACCCAAUCACAGUAGAGAAUGGAACCCCUGUCAGGUUAAAUGUUGAGAUUCAUGAUGAGGUUGGAAACGUCACCGCACACCCCAGGCAAAUAGUCCACUGCCAGGUUCAGGGUCUUCCGCCUGUAAAGAUCGACUGCAGCAGCACAGGAGCAGGACAGCUUGUGACAAAGCCCAUAAACCUGAACAUAAUUGGGGGAGAACCACAAAAGCUAAAGGUUCAAUUUAGUCAGAAGUGUAUGGCGUUGGUUGUGAGGGAGCUGAAGGUGAUACCCAGCACAAGAGUCUCGCUGAUAAAGCUCUUUAGUCGAGAUGAUGAGAAUCUAGUACUGAGGAACAAUGAAAAGAUAGAAUGGCUGGCUGGAGGCACACUGGGGAAGCUGUUCUACAAGCUGUAUGACGAGGCUGGCAGAGCAGUACCUCUCACUGAUGAAAUAGCUUCUAUGAUCAAGGUUAACUGGACGAGUCCUGUUAAUCUGAAAGAUUUGCUGCAGGGGAAGCUGCCUGAUAUACAGGUGCCCACACAGGUGCUGGAGGAUCGCUUCUACCAGGUGUCCUACCAAGACCAGAGUGUGUCUGUCUCCUUCACUAUAAAACCUCGUCCAGAUGAACCAGCACGGCUAAAAGCAACUCUUCUCCAAAACACAGUGAACCUGGGUAAAACCUUAUCUGGAACCAUCAGUGAGUAUGACCCCGACCACACAAAAGUUUUUUUCAUAUAUGGUUUAAUCCAAGACAAUGCACAGCUUUUUCCUUAUUCAGACUUAGAGCUUGUGGACCAGCAUGACAAUGCAACCAAGACGCUAACCUCCAACUGUGUGAACCACAUGACUGUGAAAGCCGAGGGUCUGGACAAAUCAGCCGUCUCCUUUAUAUGGCAGGAGAGCAAUAGGUCUGUGGAGGUGACAGGAAUACGUUUCCUGCGUGGGAGUCCUGGCAUCAGAGAGCUGCUCUUCACUUGCUUCAGCUAUAUGACCGCUGUCAUAGUCAAAGUGACUGCUGGACACCCUGCACAGCUUAAACUAGUCAGUGGGCCUAAGCAGCCUCUGCAGGUAAAGAAUGACCACAGCAUCCCCACACCCUUCAUCGUACAACUCUCUGACAAGUGGGGAAACCCUUCUCCUGACAAGCGGGUUGUGGUGGAACUAACGUCUUCACCACCAGCACUGAAGGUGAUGACAGCUGUUAUUUCACAACCAGUGGAUUCAGAAGGGAAAGCCUCUUUCAGUGUUAACAGUGUGUGCGGUCCAAAGGGGUACUAUCAGCUCAACUUUAACGGUUCCUUCAACAACGAACCCAUCCCUGGUCCAUCAGUUAGUCUCGCUGUCUUACCUGAUCCCAACAAACCUGUCAGUCUGUCAGUGGAGUAUGACUCAGCUGCCAGGUUUCCUGCUGGAGGCACCUGCCCAGUGUUCUCAGUGACUGUGGUGUCUGAUGAAGGCAGCCCCAUGACAACCUUUAACCCAGCUGCUGUGUCCAUGUUGCUGUGGGAGGGAGUGCCAUCACAAAACAGACCUCCACCAACAGCCACUGAGCUGAGGUGUAGUAAGCCCAUGGAGAAUGAAAGGAGAGACUGUUUUCACUUUACAAAUAAACAGAUCCCAGAACGUGCUGGAAAAUACACCAUCCAGUUUUCUCUGCACAUUGACGAAACAAGAUCCCUACUCAGUAAUCAGAUUACUAUAAAUGUGGUGGCCAAUCAGCCCGUCAAACUGGGACCCGACUCCCAGCCACCAGCUCCAGUCGUUUCCUGCUGUAUGGACAUUGCCCACCGAACCUUGGUGAAAAACAUGACUCUGACGAUAAUGGACUCCUAUGGAAACCCAGCAGGGCAGGACCUGGGUGGGAAGGUGGUCGCUUCUAUUCGGAGCUCUAGUGGUGACAGCAACAAACCCAUCCCUCUGUUCGAUGGCAAUAUCAAAAGAUAUCCUAUUAACUUGGUGCAGGGAAAGGCCCACAUCGCCAGCUUGUCUAUCAAGGAGAACAGCCCUGGAGAGGAUGGUAGUGCAUACACCCUCCUCUUUGACGCAGAAGUGCCCAUGGUUCCCACGCCCUUGGCUCCUUUUGAGCUCACCUUCCAUUUUUACAAUGAUGCACUGAACCAGCAGAAAAUGUCUGAGUUGUUAGAGAAGAAAACGGAGCUCAGUGCUGCUCUUGCUGCACAUAAAGGCCUCUUCAGUGGUUACAGUGAAUUCCUUGAAAUGCUGACAGUUCAAUACCUGUCUGCAAGUGACAAAGUGGCUGAGCUCAGAGGUUUUCUGGUCAGAAGCAACGUGAAUGUAGCAGAACCCAUUUCCAUUCCCGAUAUCGACAGACUCCUUAAAGAGAAUACCACAGAAGCCGAUAGGAUUCUAAGAGAUCCCAGAAGAGUGUGCUCCAUCCGUGACAACUUCAGGGGGCAGCAGGAUGUUUUGGGAAUGGUUGGUCACUUGGCAUAUGUGCAGGAUGAUGCUGCUGCCAGAGUCAUCUCCUGGCACAUCAGGGGGGACAUGGAUUGUGUCAUCACCAGAACAACAGAGGCGGCACGGAGGAUAUAUGACAACACUCAGGGAAGGCAGCAGGUCAUGGCCCUCGACAGCAUGUAUGUGCCACCAUUGAACAGAGGGUUGCCACAAAUGAGAAAUGGCCGCAUGCUCUUCGAGCCCCCAGGGAACCCAGUCUUAGCCAGAGAACUCCUGAUGUCCCCCCAAGAGGGGGAGAGUUGUGACAUUGUGUUUCAAAACAUCCUCAAAGAGACGAUUCUGAUCGAUGACCUGGACUCUGCAAACAACUACAGGAGAGAGGUGGUGCAGAACAAGAUGCCAUGUCCCACCAUACUGACGAGGAAUGGGGAAAGGGUCAGUGCGAUUGGCAAGUUUGGAGGUGCACAGAACAAAGCCCCACCGAUUGACACAUUAACAGUGUUUGGAGCCCCCCUCCCACAGCAUUACCAUAGUCUUAUUGCACAAGCAGAGCUGCUCUGUCAGUGUCGGACAGCUGUAGAAAAGAGAGACAGGGCACAAAAGGAUCGUGACGACCACUUACUAACCAUGAAUUCUCUUCAAACGAGGGAGAAGCAACAAGAUAUGGAGAAGAAAGAGAAGCGGCUGGAGGAGAUUGAAAGACAACUUAUGAUGAAACCCAUGAGACCAGUGAAACGGGGUGCGGAGGGUGCUGGUGAGCCUCUCGGCAUCAUUACAAAAAGGGCAAAAUAAAGAUCAACAUAACAGAUGGAGUAGUACAACCUUGAGCCAAGCCUCUUUUGUAAUUUUUUUGUUCUUGGCAUUACUAUUAUUUUCUUUUUCAUUUUGGGGUUUGGGUCAUUAAAUUGUUAUUUUUUCAUUGUACAAAUGUGUUUUCACAUGUUUUUGAACAAAACAGCUCACGACAAAUGAUGAAAAGAAGUAUAAUACUGAAAAAUGUCUGGACUGUUUUUAUAUUAAAUUAUUUACUAAGAUA
Messenger RNA from Scophthalmus maximus (turbot), 6452 nucleotides. RefSeq names its product structural maintenance of chromosomes flexible hinge domain containing 1 (gene smchd1). Gene Ontology annotation, cellular component: chromosome. The coding region runs from base 158 to 6208 and encodes 2016 amino acids. Gene Ontology annotation, molecular function: ATP binding; protein binding. The record is from RefSeq and is a predicted model, not a curated record. Gene Ontology annotation, biological process: double-strand break repair; chromosome organization. The transcript has 46 exons. Lineage: Eukaryota; Metazoa; Chordata; Actinopteri; Pleuronectiformes; Scophthalmidae.